This is a messenger RNA of Iphiclides podalirius (scarce swallowtail), 438 nucleotides long. Lineage: Eukaryota; Metazoa; Arthropoda; Insecta; Lepidoptera; Papilionidae. The record is from the annotation of a GenBank genome assembly.
AUGCGACGCGUGCCUGCGCUGCGCCGAGUCGUCUCUCUACGAAAAGUAUGCUCGUUUUUCUGUCCGUCUAUUUAUAACGGCGCCUCGUCAACUCGCAGCUUCCUGCUCUCGGACGCGCGCCGCAACACGAGACACCGCUGUCAGGCUGCUGGGGCUUGUCUGAUCGAGUGUUAUGGACCACUGCUGUUUUUCUAUUUGCAUCAAUGGGGAUUGAUGGCGCAGCCCGCGGCGAGUGAUACGUCAGUACUUUUAACCUUUGACGAAAUGAGACGAAAGCGGGCAAGCGUUGUGGACGCUCGGCAAUUGGUGCUAUACCGCGUAGCAAUGGCUGUUCCGGUGCCGGUGUGGCGCCACGCUCCGACGCCUCGCGAAACCGCCGCCGCGGCCUUCCGCUUUUGCGACGCCAACAACUGUCCGGUGAGCCACUUCGCGCCGCGC